Molecule: messenger RNA, 3988 nt
Organism: Strigops habroptila (Kakapo)
Lineage: Eukaryota; Metazoa; Chordata; Aves; Psittaciformes; Psittacidae
Gene: ANKRD34C
Product: ankyrin repeat domain 34C
Exons: 3
Coding region: 833-2356 (507 amino acids)
Molecular function (GO): protein binding
Source: RefSeq, a predicted model, not a curated record
CAGGAGCGGCGGGUGACGCAGCGCCCGGAGCGCACACGGGGGAUGAUGCGGGCGGGGGCACCGAGGAGACCGGCCGGGUAACCCCGCACCGGCCACCGGCACCGGGCAGCAGGUAGCGGGCAGGGCGCGGCGGGCAACACCCCCUUCCAUCCCCUUCACGAUCGGCACCGAGGCAGCGGGACCCGGGACGGCCCCGGCGGGGCUGGGGGGACCUGCCGGUAUCGCUGCUUUCUCCCCGGUCGCCGGCCCCUGCGACGCUCUGAAAGGGACGAGGCUGCCCCCAGGGUUGGGACCCUCCGGCGGCACCGGGGAGCGGCGAGGACCCGGAGCCAGCGCCAGGGAAGCGCCUGUUGAUGUUCCGGAGCCAGGCUGCUGCGGAGCUGCCGGGAGUGGAAGCUGCUCCUCCAGCAGCAGCUCGCACCACCAUCGAGCAGCACCGGGUUACAGACAGUGUGACCACAGCUUCAGCAGCGAGGAAGCAGAGAUGGUGGCUUCAGCACAAGGAGCCGUGGGAGAUGUUCACACUGUCUCCAGUGGGCUCUGCAUUACCAGCCGAAGGACCUAGAGAACCUGGUGGAAACCACCUCAGGGUCAGGACUGCCCGGAUUGCUCUGGCACUUGGGGAAAUUGGGUGUGUCCAGGCAGAUGUCGGCAUGGCCACCGGGGCAGCAGAGCUGGAGAAGACCAAGGCAAGAUGAACCAAGGUGUCCUGGCAGGAAGCUGCAAGAGCAGAGCUGCUCUGUGAGGAGACACAAGUCACAAGCUGAGGACCACCACAGCACAGCUGCCAGCCAACGCUGCCAUUGCCCACCAGUAAACAGCGGCCGGUGCCAUGGAUGAGGUGACGGAGCUGGAGACAGGGGGGAACCCCCUCCUGAAGGCAGUGUGGCUCGGGCGGCUCCGCCUCACCCGGCUGCUGCUGGAAGGGGGGGCUUACAUCAACGAGAGCAACGAGAGAGGGGAGACGGCCCUGAUGGUGGCCUGCAUCACCAAGCACGUUGACCAGCAAAGCAUCAGCAAGCCCAAAAUGGUGAAGUACCUGCUGGACAACAGAGCUGAUCCCAACAUCCAGGACAAGUCCGGGAAAACAGCCCUGAUGCACGCCUGCAUCCGUGGCGCUGGUGGGGACGUGGUGUCCCUGCUGCUGGAGAACGGCGCAGACCCCAGCCUGGAGGAUCACUCGGGAGCAUCAGCGCUGGUCCACGCCAUCAAUGCCAAUGACAAGGAUGUGCUGCAGCACCUCCUGAAUGCCUGCAAAGCCAAAGGGAAGGAGGUGAUCAUCAUCACCAUGGACAAAUCCGCCUCUGGCACCAAGACGGCCAAGCAGUACCUGAACAUGCCACCCUCGCUGGAGUUCAAGGAGAGAGGCUCCCCUGAGGCAUGCACAGCACCCUCCAGCACCCACCCAAAAGCUCCCAUCUCAGCACCUUCCCCUGCUGAGGAGGAGAGCAGCAUCUUCCCGUCGCACCCUGGGGACAACCCCUGUGCCAAUGAGCCGCCCUCCCCGGGGCAGCACACGGGGGCAGCCCACAGAGCCCGGCUGCCUCGGCUCAAGCGGCUGCGCUCGGAGCCGUGGGGUCUGGUGGCACCCUCGGUGCUGGCGGCCUCCACACACCAUGAUGACACACAGGUGGGUGCGGACGAGGAGGUGAUCACAGGCAUUGGCGACCUCUCGCUCUCCAAAAAGGCUCCUCUUGUCCGUGGCAGCAGUAGGAGCAGGGACCCAUCUCUCUUCCCACCGGUGGAUGACCCGGCUCUGAGGGUGCCGCUGAGGAAGGCAGCCUUCGAGAAGAGCCCGGCCGCGUUGCAGCGCCUGCCCCGCAGGAGCACGGUGCCCACAGAGCCGGAGGGCCCAGCCGCGGCGCUGCGCUGGCGGCGGUUCAGCGCUGAGCACCACGACGGCGAGCCCCAGCUCUGCGGCGUCCCCAGCCCGGCCGAGGGGAAGGGGCCGGGGGAGCGCAGGAGGCUCAGCGGGCCCCACGUGGCCUCACUGGACGGCUCGCGGGACGCCCUGGACAGCAUCACCGGCACCUCGCCCGGGCCCGUGCAGCGCCGGCCGCCCGGCUUGCUGGAGAGAAGAGGCUCCGGCACCCUGUUGCUGGACCACAUCGCACACAGCAGGCCCGGAUACCUGCCCCCCCUAAACGUGAACCCCAACCCCCCCAUCCCCGACAUCGGCUCCAGCAGCAAAGCCCCCUCCCCGCUGGCUGCUGGCCUGAAGGCUCUGGUGCCCUUCGCUCCCAGCUCGCCCAGGUGGGGAGACUUGCGAGCCAAAAGGAAGCUGCUCCGGAGGCACUCCAUGCAGGCAGAGCAGAUGCGGCAGCUCUCCGAUUUCGAGGAAAUAGCGGCCCAGUAGCCACAUCACCAUCUGCUUCCCCCAUAGGUCACCAAACCAGUGCUGUCCCCACAGAAACAUGAUGGCUCCCAGCUCACCUGGCUCUGAGGAGGCUCUGGUGGCCACAGGGACCAGACCCGUGCCCAGGGGCUCAACUGGGAGGCUCCUGCUCCCACUCGCCAGAGCUGUGCGGGGAGACCGGGCAUCCGGCCCAGGCAGCUGGAGCCUCUCUUGUAUUCCAGUCACUUCUGGACCUUUCCCCAGGAGUGAUGAGCUGACAGAUCAAUCCCAGACCACCUGAGAUCAUGCAGCUUCACACACCAGCUCUUGCCUGCAGGUCACUUAUUUCUCAUUAUUUAUAAUCCACUUUUCUUCCACCCGGCUCAUUCAGACACAGAAACCUGUGUGAAGCCGCACACCAGUGAGCCGUGGGGUGAUGAGUGUGUGAAGUGCCUGCCAGGGGGAAGAGCUUAAUGCUGGGUGUGCUUGAAAGAGCAGGAACACCUCUUCCUAGCAAUUGAAUGUAUUGGUACCCUCGCCGUGCUGGAGGGGGAGACAGCUCUCCACCUCAGAGGCUUCCAAGCACUGAAACUCCAGAGGCUGAGCUCACUCAUCACCGCUGCAGGCUGGUGCCUGGCUUGGGAGUGGGUUUGUCUCCAUCUCUGGAGUGACCAAGGUUCAGGGGCAUUUCCCACUGCACUGAGCAGCUCCAAGCACUGAAUUCCAGGGCUGGGAGUGCUCCUGGCUGCGUGGGGAGCUUCUGCCCAAUGCUGGGGUCUGCAGCAGCUCUGCACAGCCCCAUCCCCGUGCAGCAUGAGCCCAAGCCAGCAAACGCGCCUGCAUGGCUGGAGGUGGGGGUAUGACUGCAGCUCCCUUCCGGUGCUGGGGACCUGGUGGCCCUGCCCUGCAGACAGGGCAUGUGGCAUCUCACCGCGGGACUGGGCCUGCACCAGCAGCACAGGUAGUGCUGCAGCAUCAGGGCAGCGAGACCAGGCAUCGCAGUGCCCCAGCCUCAGUCAGGCACUUGCAGGGAGCUCUGCUUGUCCCCCACACCACAGGGACCAUGGGCUGGAGGUGCCAUAGCUGCUGCCAGCCUCUGCCGAACCCACCACAUGGAGCCGGUGGCACAGAGGGAACCAGCCCAGGGCCCUGCGCCUCUGCCCCAGCGAGCGCUGGGGUCUGCAGCCCAGCGAGGGCUGGCGUGUCCUGACACCACUGCACGGGCAGUGGCGCUUCAACACCCGCUGGCGCAGAUUCAGCUCUUGCCUCACCCACACACGCUCCGUGUGUCCAUCCAUCCGUCUGACGUGGCUGGCGAGGAGCCGCUUCCCUGCCCAGGGCACGAGCCGGUGCUCAACAGGCUGCUGCAGAACUUUGCACGAGGCAGUGCCAGGCUCUGGCUAUAACAGCCCAGGAGUGUUCUCUGGAAGUGUUUGAAGUUUAAACGUGCUGCUUAGAGCAAAGCGGGGGGGGGGGGUAGGGGGUGGUGGUGGUUAUAUUUUUACAGCCUUAAAGUUUCUACUUUAGGUCAAAAGUCAGAUUGAAUUUCAGGCAUAUUUGCGCUGUAAGUGAUGUUUGUCUUAUAAUUUAGAGUGUGGAAUUUUAAAUCCUGUUGUUCACCUCUUCCAUUCGUUACUAAAUACGCUGAUAUUU